Molecule: messenger RNA, 1392 nt
Organism: Dryobates pubescens (Downy woodpecker)
Lineage: Eukaryota; Metazoa; Chordata; Aves; Piciformes; Picidae
Gene: PGGT1B
Product: protein geranylgeranyltransferase type I subunit beta
Biological process (GO): protein geranylgeranylation
Cellular component (GO): CAAX-protein geranylgeranyltransferase complex
Molecular function (GO): CAAX-protein geranylgeranyltransferase activity
Source: RefSeq, a predicted model, not a curated record
GAUGGCGGCGGAGGCGUCAUGCUCGGUGGAGCUGGAGCGGCUUGACUUCUUGCGGGAUCGGCAUGUGCGCUUCUUCCAGCACUGUCUCCAUAUCGUGCCCGAGCGCUACUCGUCGCUGGAGACCAGCAGGUUGACAAUUGCAUUUUUCGCACUCUCUGGUCUGGAUAUGUUGGAUUCCUUAGAUGUGGUGAACAAAGAUGAUAUAAUAGAAUGGAUUUAUUCCCUGCAGGUCCUUCCCACAGAAGACAGAUCAAACUUGAAUCACUGUGGAUUCAGAGGCUCUUCAUAUUUAGGGAUGCCAUUCAAUCCCUCCACGGGUCCAGGUAUACCUCAUCCCUAUGAUAGCGGGCACAUAGCAAUGACUUACACGGGUCUAUCAUGUCUGGUUAUUCUUGGAGAUGAUUUAAGUCGAGUAAAUAAGGAUGCCUUACUGGCAGGACUGAGAGCUCUCCAGCUUGAGGAUGGAAGCUUCUGUGCAGUGCUGGAAGGAAGUGAGAAUGAUAUGCGGUUUGUGUACUGUGCUUCCUGCAUCUGCUACAUGCUUGAUAACUGGUCUGGCAUGAACAUGAAAAAAGCUAUAGACUACAUUAGAAGAAGUAUGUCAUAUGAUAAUGGCCUGGCACAAGGAGCUGGACUGGAAUCUCACGGUGGCUCUACGUUUUGUGGUAUUGCAUCGCUGUGUUUGAUGGGUAAGCUGGAAGAAGCAUUUUCAGAAAAAGAACUGAACAGAAUAAGAAGAUGGUGUAUAAUGAGACAACAGAAUGGCUACCAUGGACGACCCAACAAACCUGUAGACACUUGCUAUUCCUUUUGGGUGGGAGCAACAUUGAAGCUCUUGAACAUAUUCCAGUAUACAGACUUUGAGAAAAACCGAAAUUAUAUCCUUUCAACUCAAGAUCGCCUUGUUGGUGGAUUUGCCAAGUGGCCAGAUAGUCACCCAGAUGCUUUGCACACCUACUUUGGGAUUUGUGGAUUGUCAUUAAUGGGAGAAUCUGGUAUUUGCGAAGUUGAUCCCGCCCUGAAUGUGAGCACAAGAGCCUCAGCGCGCCUUCACCACCUUCAUCACAUCUGGAAUAAGGACUGUAAGCCAAGAUCAGACAACACAGGCCUCUCUACAUGACUGAUUUAGACUUGAAUUUUGUUCUGGUAGCAUAAUGGUAGCCCAAGGUUAAAAGCCAUGUAUGACCAAUGUGCUCUUUUAAGUGCUGGAGUCUUACAAUCAGAUCUGUGUUGCUGACAUCACUUCUGUAGGGAGUUGCCUUCAGCAGAUUAUUCUGCAUCAUGAAAAAAGGAGUGAAAAAUGGAGAUAUUUUAAUUAUGUAGAAAUUUGUCACUGCAAACUGUAAAUGGCUUUUCCAAUGGCUUUACUUCUGAGAACCCCCUUGAGGCAUU